Hippocampus zosterae (dwarf seahorse) is the source of this 2330-nucleotide messenger RNA. RefSeq names its product protein FAM53B-like. NCBI's taxonomy places the organism in Eukaryota, Metazoa, Chordata, Actinopteri, Syngnathiformes, Syngnathidae. Gene Ontology annotation, biological process: protein import into nucleus; positive regulation of canonical Wnt signaling pathway. The transcript is spliced from 5 exons. Gene Ontology annotation, cellular component: nucleus. The record is from RefSeq and is a predicted model, not a curated record. Bases 319 to 1626 code for a protein of 435 amino acids.
AAGAGCCGCUCCAAGUUUUCAGCAGCUCGCAGUCUCCCUCCGCUCCACUCGCGAGGCAGGCCGGCUGCCUUGGAACUUUUUCUAGCUUCCUCUCGUCUUCUCACCUAUCCUACCCCCCCAAGAAAGAUGUCCUAAAUCAAGGAGAAGACGAGCCUCUGCUGGCCAGAGAGUGUCUCAAGUGCCAGGGGCGUCCUACCUGCUCUUUGACUUCAAUGGGAGGUGCCAGUUGACAGCCCGUCUCGGACCCUCGCCCAAGAUGACUGCCCGUGGCCUCCUGUUGCUCUGCCCGAUGAGACUUGUGAAGAGCGCUGCGUUACCAUGGUGAUCAUCUUCUCCAAAAGCCUGGAAAAGAAGAAGGGUGUCAAUGAUGUAAGGCCCAAGAGCAGAGAACGACAGCCGCGUGAGCACCACACCAUGAGCAGAGGGACGACCCUCUUCUCUUGUGGAAGUGCUGAGGCAGACCGAUGGCUGAACCCAGGGCUAAGCUUCCAGUCAGGUACCAGUCUGGAGAGCCUGUGGGAUGAGAUGCCCGAACCGGGCGGACGCCCCUGGGCCAAGGAACCGGGCGCCGCCAUGGCCAUCACCAGCCUGAUCAGAGAUCUCAGCCUGGGUGACGGCGCCUUGAGCAAUGCCCGCCCCUGCGCUCCCCCCAGCACUUCGCCCUACACCACUGUAGCCACGAGCCAAGCGCCCACGGCGCCCCCCAGCAAGCGCCAAUGUCGCUCUUUGUCACUGUCUGACGAAUUUGGCGGCUUUCGCUCGUCGUGGCGACCUCAGGGCUCCCGCGUGUGGACGGCGGUGGAGAAGCGAAGGUGCUACAGUGGCGGGAGCGUCCGUGCCGGUGGGGGGUUCUCCGGUGGACACUGCCUCGCCAUGCAGCGUAGCUCCAGCUUCAGUUUUCCGUCUAGUACCAGCAUCUCCACGGACGGAUCGUUGGACCUGCCCUUCUUCAACCAGCGACUGCCCGCCCACCCGCACUUCACCGCCUCCCCCGUCUCCCCCACCACGCCCUCCUCGCAAUUCCCCCAGUCCUACCGUGGCCACUGCCUGCGACCUCUCUCCCUCUCCCACGAGCAGAUCAGCCUGCCCCAACUCCAGAGGGAAGAAGCUUCAGAGGCCAGCUCUCCGGAUUCCACCCCGGAACUGGGACGGCGGUCCGGCCAGAGAGGCGACGGGAAGGGGUGCCUGUCUCGUAGCAGGUCGCAGCCCUGCGUGCUAAACGACAAAAAGAUCGGGAUGAAGCGGCGGAGGCCAGAGGAUGCCCAGGAGCAAAGGCCCUCGCUGGACCUGGCAAAGAUGACUCAGCAACUCCAGACUUUCCAGAGCCUGAGUUGCCCCGGAUUCUCCUUCUUCGACAGCUGCCAAUCCAGCCUGCCCCCAUCGUGCCACCGCCAAUUGGAAUUUACCACCGUGUCCGAGCUGGGACUAGAACCGCGGCAGGAGGCGAUGAGAGACGGCAAGGAUUCGUCCGAUGAGGAACUGGACAGCGACUCGGCGUGUAGCGUGGGCUCGAGAUCCGGCUCUCCGCAGGGAAAAGUCGCCCUCUGGAAGGGCGACUGCGCCUCAUCCAGGGAUAUUUUCCAACUCGGGGGAGAGCUGGACCUCGAGCAGAUUGAGAGGAAUUGAAGCGGACGUUGACAAAUGAAAAGGGGCAAGGAACAUCGCGACUCAGUUGAAAAGGAAAGACGUUGGACUAUCGCAAAGGACGCAGAGCAUUUGCCUUGAACAUUGGGACUAUUUUGAACUUGAGUUGUUUCUCUGCUCAGGAGUGUGAAUGUAAGGGGUUAGUAGUCUUAAAAAAAUAUAUAAAACACACACACACUGAUCCGCCAUUGUCUUCCCAUCUGGUGAGCUCUCCGACGUUAGCUUAGCUUAGCAUCUCUUUCCUACAACUCAAGAGUGGACGCGGGGACGGCCGUGUAUGCUAGGAUACAUGCGUCCCUGCCCUCGCUGAAUGUAGGCUCAAUAAGCUUUAAGACGUGGGCUGCGUUUACAUGGACACUCAUAUUUUGAUCUGUUACGGAUCCGUUUCCGAGCACAGACUUCCAACAAGCAGAAGUUGUAGUGCCAAUAAUAAAAAGAAUAUUCCCGAAACGUAACUGGUUCUUUCAGUCCAUGUAAACACAGCCAUUGACUUCCUUCCUCCUUUUUUUGUAGUUUCUUUAUAUGCAAAUUGUAUAUUUGAAUUAAAUUCUUAAAUGGCUAGUUCUGAUAUCAAUGUUUAUUUUUCUAUUUCUAUGUUUUUUUUUCAUGGAGCUGUUUGUAUGCGGAGGGAGAGCGUGAGGAAGGGAUGAUCUUGGAAGUGGAAAUAAAUCUCCUUUCGCCACCGA